Messenger RNA from Mycetomoellerius zeteki, 3764 nucleotides. It is a transcript of the gene mirr, whose product is annotated as iroquois-class homeodomain protein mirror. Gene Ontology annotation, cellular component: nucleus. NCBI's taxonomy places the organism in Eukaryota, Metazoa, Arthropoda, Insecta, Hymenoptera, Formicidae. Gene Ontology annotation, biological process: regulation of transcription by RNA polymerase II; neuron differentiation; cell development. The transcript is spliced from 5 exons. The record is from RefSeq and is a predicted model, not a curated record. Gene Ontology annotation, molecular function: DNA-binding transcription factor activity, RNA polymerase II-specific; RNA polymerase II cis-regulatory region sequence-specific DNA binding. Bases 1250 to 3157 code for a protein of 635 amino acids.
CCGUGAGGCGACCGGCUGCGUGGAAGGACCGCGGAGGAUAAAAAGAGACGGCCGGUGUGCGCGAUUCACAUCGUCCUCGCUGUUCUCCCUCUCACUCAUCUCCAUCUCUCUCUUUCUCUCUCGCUUUCCCUCUGUCCUCCUCCGUCAUUCCUCUCCUUUUUCAGCGGUGUCCCUCCGACACCCUCGCUCAACCUACCACUCUACCUCUCUCUUUCUCUCUCUCUCUCUCACUCCCUCUCGGGUCCCCCCCUCUCCCCCUCGCUCAGCUUGCCAUCCCGUCCCUCUGACGCUCGCUCGUUCUCGUUCCCUCCUCCCUCUAUCCCAUCUACCCUUCUCGCUCCCCCUCACCGUAGCCGUCUCGCUCGCGCCCGCGAUCCAUGUACCUCCGCCUUCCUAUCCACCGAGCGGAGGACUGGAUUCCGUCGAAAAGAAACGACGAUUCGGAGGAUAGUCGCGACCGAUCAUAGCUGGCGCGUCGAUCGGAUCAACGGAGUGAACUAGCCGUCCGCGACUAACCGCAUCGCGCGUUACCACGACAAGUGCCACGCAUCGCUGUCGCGCGCUCUGGUGCCCUUUAAUCUUCUUUUUUUUUAUACCGCAACUCGUGACCCUUCGGUGUGCCGGCAGAGCUCACGCUCCUUCUUCAAGAGGACUUCUUGUCGGUUUCCCUCUUCUCUUCGACUAACGCGAGAGUGAUCGGAGUGCGUGCGGUCCGCGAUACGACCAUAUAUCGCCGGCUGUCAUUCGCGGCACUUUCUUUCGCAACCUGCUUCGCGAGUGUUCCCGCAACGACGACGAUAACGACGAUUAGAAGUUCCAACAACAGAACCACUACCGAGAACUACUUCUCGGUCGCCCUUGCGCUUCAACUUGUUUUCGCGUGUGACAGUGCGAGUGCAUAUGCCGGCAGCGGACCGCCACCGAUUUCAACCGGUUCGAGUGCAGCUGGACGGCCAGUCGCGACGACCGGGCAUACGGGAGUGCCGUCGACGCGAGUAGCACCCCGCUACGGGGUGGCUGGACACGCGACACAGAGGGUUUUCACGCCUCCGCGUGAGCGUUCGUCCCGGGCGCGCUAGUGAGAGAAAGGAAAAGAAAAGAUAGGAAAAAAAAAAAAGAGCGGAAGUGUGACCGAUUCGCGAAGUGACUACGUCCGAAAGCGAGGCGCACACGGCGAAUGCCGCGGACUUCUGGAACGAUGAUCGCGUAGCGGUGCCCGACCAUCACGGCCCUGAGCGGCCGACACAUCAUGUCACAGUUCUCUUUCCGAGGAUCGCCAAAUCUACAGUGUCCUGUGACAGUGAACUCGUCGUUGGCGCCGUCCUCGGCCUCGCCUGCCACCGGUGUGAUCCUCAGCGCGGGCGGCUCGUCCCUGGUCAGCAGCGUAGCCGCCAGUACGACGACGAAUCAUCCCCUGGACGUAGCCGGUCUGUCGCAAGCGAGGAUGGCAGUGACGAGUGCGAUCGUGAGACCGCCUGGCAGUCCCACUACCUCGGUUAGCCCGUCCCAGGGUCAUCCGCCACCAUCGACCGGGGGUCCUACUGCAGCCAGGUGUUGCGAUACCGGUCGACCGAUCUUCACGGAUCCACUGACGGGCCAGACCGUCUGCUCCUGCCAGUACGAACUGCUGGGUGGUUAUCAGCGUCUAGGUGGCCUACCUACGGCCGCGCUCUCCAUGUACAGCGCGCCAUACGCGGCCGCCGCCGCGGCGGCUGCGUCCGAGGGUAUGGCUGCGUACUUUCCUAGCUUGGGCGCCGAGCAAGCACCCUUCUACACGCCCACGGCCACCGGUCUAGAUCUUAAAGAAAAUCUGGGCGCUGGAGCCGCAGCAGCGUGGCCUUAUCCCUCGAUGUAUCACCCUUACGAUGCUGCUUUUGCGAAUUACCCCUUCAAUGGUUAUGGCAUGGAUCUAAAUGGCGCGAGACGAAAAAACGCGACACGGGAAACAACGAGCACGCUGAAAGCGUGGUUAAACGAACACAAGAAGAAUCCAUAUCCCACGAAAGGCGAAAAGAUCAUGCUGGCUAUUAUUACCAAGAUGACACUGACACAAGUGUCGACGUGGUUUGCGAAUGCGCGGAGACGCUUAAAAAAAGAAAAUAAAAUGACGUGGGAACCAAGAAAUCGUGUCGAAGACGAAGAUAACAAUAACGAAGACGAUGAUAGCGGGAGGAAAAGCGUCGAUGAGAAAGAUCGACUAGAUUCGAAAGACUCAGGUACAGGUUCCAGCGAGGACGGCGAACGACCGGCACACCGUUUGGACCUACUGCAUGGCGGCAGUGGUGGAUCGGCGGGCGUCCAAGGUAGAACCGAGAGCGAGUGGAGCGAGUCGCGAGCGGACAGUGGCCCGGAUAGUCCGGAAUGUCUGUACGAUCAGAGGGAACCGAGGCAUCCGCUGCAACUGCAGCAUCCGGCGUAUCUCACCCAGAAUCACGGUCGAUUGUUGCGUCAUCCCUCACCGGAGAGCACGUCGCCAGGUAGUCAACAUCAUCUUCCGCCGAGCACCAGCGCGCCGUCCACGGGUAGCGCGGUGACGACGAAGCCGCGGAUCUGGUCGCUGGCAGACAUGGCGAGCAAGGACGGCGAUCAGCAGAGUACGAAUCCAGCCACGAUGACGGGUCUGACGUCACCUUACAGCGGAACGGGCGGAGGUGGAGGUGGCAUCGGCGGUGGCGGUGGAGGUGGCACUGCAGGGGGCAAGCUCGUAAGCCCUUUGGCUAGUCGACUACCGCCUCAUCAUCCCCUCCAUCCGAUACAUCCGGGCACGCAGUUUGUAAGACCGCAUCCGGACUUCUACAGGAAUUUGUAUGGCGCGUCCCAUCUCGGCUCCGGUGACAUAUCUCUGCUGGAAACGUAUUCGAGGACUCUUGGUGGACUUGGCGGCGUAAUACCACCAUCCACGGCCCCGAGCAUACUUACGUCCUCGUCCUCGUCGAUUUCCGUCGCCGGUAACGUGAAACCUUUUUCGAUUAACGGUGGUAGCGGCGCGGCUGGCGGUACCACAGCCGGAUCGGCAGUUUUAUUGACCACCGCAUCCUCCGGUCUAUCGCCGUCAUCGUCGUCGACGGCGUCGUCGGGCGGGUCCGAUCAGUCGCCCCAUCCGGCGGGCGGCGGUCUCCCCGCGACUCAGGAACUCAAAUCUCCCGGACGGGUGUGACUCGACGAAGCGACCGAUCGCUAGAGAGACGUUUAUCGCGGGCGCGCGCUGUGCAUCGGCGGGCGUUUUGUGUGGUGUGGCUGACAAUAAUCAGAGACUACAAUCUUGUAAUUAGUGUACAGUAUAAAACGGAAGAUGAUGAGAUAUACUGCCCCAAUCCGCUUCCUCGUUUCCUAGUCUUUUCAUUUUUCUUUUCUCUUGUUCAAUGUCAUCAUCGAUGUUCUUUUUAUCUUUGAUUCCCUUCCCUUCUCUCCUUCGACUUUUUUUUAUCCAAGUUUUAUUUUCCGUACCUAAUUACUCUCGAUAAAGAGGGAAAAACUCGUAGUACCGACUACCCAUAGUGGCUCUAUCGCGGUAUAACCGUACAACAUCUAGCGCGUCAACUCGACAGUACUAUUACACACAUAUAAAUAUUAUAAAUAUCUAAAGAUAUACGAUAAUAUAAUUAAUAUUAUUUAUGCGUUUGUAAAUAGUAGAGAAAGGCCUAGUAGAGGAAUCGUCCGGCCAGUGUAUGUAUUGUAUGUAGAGUAGACACUAUAUUACUAGACUACCUGAGAUCAUAAUUCAUAUUAAUGACGAUUAUUAUUAUUAUGAUUAUUAUGAUUAU